Racocetra persica is the source of this 402-nucleotide messenger RNA. Lineage: Eukaryota; Fungi; Glomeromycota; Glomeromycetes; Diversisporales; Gigasporaceae. The record is from the annotation of a GenBank genome assembly.
AUGCCAAGCAUUAUCAGUGUCGAACCUGACUCCUUUGACUUGGAUGAUUAUCUCACCAAACAUAGUAUCAGUUUUGGUACUGUUACUCAUGACAACAAUGUUCGAACCCUUAAAGUCCUACCUACUAAUUUCAAUCCUACAACAUGUGACUUACAAAAUAGCUUUCAUUUUUUUGCAAAACCUACCAAACCUAUUAUCACCACCUGUCUCUGCAAAAAAUACCAUACCUAUUUUGCCUUACAACACAUUACUAUUCCAGCACUCUCACCCUCUGAAAACACUCCAGACUCAUCUAACUCAAUGGAAAUUAACUUUAAUAUGAAACUAUUCAAAACUCUUAAAAGCUUUUCAAGAUCCAAAUUUCAGCCCAAACAUGAGAUUACUCACCCAUUUCUACCUUCU